CUCGAUCCAGAACUCGGUCAGUGGCGCAUCAUGAAGUUGAUGCUCACGCCGUCUGGCCCCUUCCAAUGGGGUCAUACGCCUCGAACAAGGUCCAGAUACCUACAACGCCGCUUCUUCGCUGCGGUGGCGGAUGCAAUCAGACCAUAUGAUGUGGUUGUCAUCGGCGGAGGCCAUGCCGGUACCGAAGCCAGUGCAGCGGCUGCACGAUCAGGUGCACGCACAGCGCUCGUCACUCCCUCUCUGUCCAACUUGGGCGUCUGUUCCUGCAAUCCAAGUUUUGGCGGCAUUGGCAAAGGCACCAUGUUGCGCGAGAUUGACGCUCUGGACGGCGUCGCAGGCCGCAUCGUGGACAAAGCCGGCAUACAAUUUCGGAUGCUCAACAGGAGCAAAGGUCCCGCAGUCUGGGGACCGCGCGCGCAGAUUGAUCGGGCCCUUUACAAGAGAUAUAUGCGGGAAGAGAUGCUGUCAACGCCAAACCUGAGUGUGCUGGAAGGUAAGGUUGCAGAUAUCAACGUCUCACAGGAUGCACUAGACCCCAGCGACACACUCUCGAAGGGACGCAUCACUGGCGUACGAUUGGAAGAUGGCCAAAUUAUUCCGACAUCACAUGUGGUCAUUACGACCGGCACUUUCCUAGGUGGAGAAAUACAUAUUGGUCUUGAGGCAUAUCCUUCUGGCAGAAUGGGCGAGGCUGCUACCUUUGGUCUGAGCAACUCCCUUCGAAGCGCUGGCUUCACAUUGGGACGGCUCAAAACAGGGACCCCGCCACGGCUGGACCGAGAUACGAUUGACUUCGGUAUGCUUGAGGUGCAGCCGGGCGACUCGCCACCAGCUCCCUUUUCAUACUUUAACGAUACUGUUGAAAUUGGAGACGAAGGCCAGUUGGCUUGCUGGACGACCUACACAAACGACGCUGCCCAUGCCAUCAUCCGUGCCAACCUCGACAAAUCUAUACACAUUCGAGAAACGGUCAAGGGGCCUCGGUAUUGUCCCUCGCUAGAGUCGAAGAUCAUCAAAUUCGGACAUAAACCAAGACAUAUGAUCUGGCUGGAGCCUGAAGGUCUCGAGCCUAACAAGGUCAUCUAUCCCAACGGGAUCAGCAUGACAGUCCCAGCUGAUGCGCAAUAUGCGAUGCUGAAGACAAUCCAAGGCUUGGAAAAUGUCAAAAUGCUUCAACCAGGGUACGGUGUAGAGUAUGACUACAUUGACCCGAGAAAUCUCUUCCCCACUCUCGAGACCAAGUUAAUCAAGGGCUUGUUUCUUGCUGGUCAAAUCAAUGGUACCACUGGAUACGAGGAAGCAGCGUCACAGGGUAUCAUCGCCGGCAUCAAUGCCGGUCGCUCUUCACAGGGCGAAGGGCCUUUCACACUAUCGCGCUCGGAGGCAUUCAUUGGCAUAUUGAUUGACGACCUGAUCACCAAAGGAGUCAGCGAGCCAUAUCGGAUGUUUACAACCAGGAGCGAGUAUCGGAUGAGUUGCCGCUCGGAUAAUGCAGAUCUCCGUCUUACAGAAAAGGGCCGCGAAGCAGGUGUGGUCAGCGACAAGCGCUGGGAGCACUUCACCAGCUUCCGGGACCAGAUGGCCGAGCUACACAAAGGCCUGGAAGAAGCGCACUUCUCGGCUCAAGAGUUGCAAAGAUUUGGAAUUCGAUCACGCACCGACUCGAGCAAGAAAAGCGCGCUCGAUUUGCUUCGCUUGCCAGGAGUCACCAUUGAUAUGCUCUCGAGCCGCAUCCAAAGUCUACCCGCAGCCUCGAACUACGCAGAUACAGUAAAGACGCGUGUGCAGAUUGAGAGCAUAUAUGCGCCAUAUAUCGGCUUCCAACAACGGGCAGCACAGGCUUUUGAACGUGACGAGUCAUUAGCGCUACCUUUGGAUAUCGACUAUGAUAAGGUGGACGGGCUGAGCAUUGGUGAGCGAGAGGUUCUCAAGCUCGUGAGACCGUCGAGCAUCGGCAUGGCGCGGCGAGUCGAAGGCGUCACUCCUGUAGGGGCGCUGCGGCUACUGAAGCAUGCGAGACGAUCGGGAGGAGCCACCGCUCAUGCUUUGACUGCUUCCGCAUUGCCGAGCGACGAAUUGCUCCAGGUCGAGAGGACGGAAGCGGAAGGCGCAAUUGGCGCUUAACAUCUGGUCGCGUGAGCAAUGUAAAAACUGGUGUCGGGUGAAGAACUUGAUUUACACGGGCAUAGCGAACGGAGUUUGAUGGUCUCGAACUGAUUUCCAUUCAAUCAUGGCAUUGGAAUGUCCAGAUAUAUCUCAUACUAAGCGAUAACCGAAAGAGCAGGACUAGCACAAAGAUCUGACUGGACCAUUGAGGCCUCCUGGGCGGAGUUCUGCGUGAACAUGAUCUCUAAGGUUGCAUGCGGAGCAUGUAGAAGAGGUGAUGUCGAGUACAAAACUAAUGCUAUCGAGUCCGAGAAUCAGUAUAGCCAAUGAGGUGCAACAUCGUCCCCUGAUAAUGAGCCUGGGAGAGCCUGGGCUAUGGGUCGUGAUGGGUCCCUUGACUGACGACUUUACGUAUGGGCGGC
Molecule: messenger RNA, 2528 nt
Organism: Exophiala xenobiotica
Lineage: Eukaryota; Fungi; Ascomycota; Eurotiomycetes; Chaetothyriales; Herpotrichiellaceae
Product: tRNA uridine 5-carboxymethylaminomethyl modification enzyme GidA
Exons: 2
Coding region: 31-2124 (697 amino acids)
Biological process (GO): tRNA wobble uridine modification; tRNA methylation
Cellular component (GO): cytosol
Molecular function (GO): flavin adenine dinucleotide binding
Source: RefSeq, a predicted model, not a curated record